Molecule: messenger RNA, 2744 nt
Organism: Linum trigynum
Lineage: Eukaryota; Viridiplantae; Streptophyta; Magnoliopsida; Malpighiales; Linaceae
Source: the annotation of a GenBank genome assembly
UAGUUUUCUGUCCUUUUUAGUUUUUUAAUUUUUGCUUUUUUUGUUAGGUCUGUUCUGUUAAAUUUCAGUCAACUCAAAAGUGUAUCAACGAGUCCGUAUUUUGUACAGAAAAAAAGUUCUAAUUGUAAAUUUAUUUUCUUUAAUAUAAUACUUACUGAAAUGUAAAACAAUGUUCCCUUCUGGUUACUGGAUUAAGGAAAAGUGAAAACUAAUGAAGUCUUUGUUCUCCACAUCCUUGGAAAUGUGUAUUAAGAAUCUUUACUACGGAUUGAUUUUGUUGAACACUUGUUUUUUCUUUUUCUCAAUAAGAUCAAUGGGUUAAUAUAAAAAAAACAAUAUAAAAAUGAAUAGGAGGGUUCUAUAAACUAAAGGUGGGAGACUGGGAGUUGAGUGAAAACAUAAUCAUCUCUAGAUCUUUGACAGAUAGAGAAUGCCAGAAAGGCGGUCCUUUUUAUAGAACCCAAUCCAGAUUUAAUGUUUACCAACCUGCGAAUACCAUAAUGCCAUGCGCAACCUAGACAUAACCUCACCCCACGCCCCAUAAGCUUUACAAAUGUGCUUCAAUAAUUGAAGAGAAAGGGACAUUGGCUUACUUGUUUGUUUCACCCUUUAAUCAUUCAACUGAUGAACAUUUGAUAAAUGGCUAACAUCAUUGCUAAUACUUGCUUGGUAUGUAUGACAUACCUUUCCUUUUUCUUUCUCUUGAUAUGAGCAUAUUAAGAAUUCUUUUUUCGAUAUAAGAUGUACAUAAUCGAUAUGAAAACGCUAAAAUUUAUUUCUUGUUUGUUCCCCUUUAUUUCCAUCGACGUUGGCUAUUUUGAGACGUUUUCAUCUUCUGUGAUUCUUCAAGUUGUGUUUGUCUGUCUGUCCAUUGGAAACUUGUUUUGAUUUCUUCUCCCGUGAGGCCAUAGCAUCAAUUUUCAUUUCGGUGGCAGAACGGAUAGUGAUACUACUGAGACGAGAAAAGAAUGUACUAGUAGAGAGAAGAGAACCAACCAAAAUGCAUUUAUUCCCCUUCCUUAUCCUCUUCUUCCCUUCUUCCAUCACCAAUUCCUCGGAUUCCAAAUUUCACGUUCCCCCCAAUGAAUCACCAUUAUUAAUGAAGGUUUUCUCUUUUCCCGUUUUUAGCUUCUUUCUAGCCUUGGCUCUUAUUUAUGGGUGGUUGUCCGCACCUUCAAAUACAGAAGUAGAAGAUAGAACACUCUUACUUACUGUCACUGACUCACUGUCCAUGUCAUAUUUACGUUCCGUGUCUGGCUGGGUAUUAUUAAGAUUGUUUGGACGCGAAGAGGUGGUGCAAUAUACACUACAGAAGCCGCACAACGAGGGUUGAGUCCUGAUGUAUACUCCAUAGGAUUUUCGUGCGUGAAUGACUCGUGUUCGUAUUCAAGGGCAGCCCUUUUUUCUGGGGCAUUUUUUUUCCUCUUCUGGUUGUCUCUUUCGGCCUUUUUUUUGUUGGGUAUUCAUUAUUCAUGUUUGUCCGUACUUCCCCUCUCGUUUUCGUCGUUUCUACUGAGACUGUCAUUCUUGUUUUCCAGAGGUUGUUGAGGUCUGAACGUGGGCUCCGCUCUUUGAGAGGUUGGAAAUGUCAAGUGGAGCUCUUUGUCAACGGACACGGUGGACUUGUUUACGCCAUGUGAUAAGAAAACACCAAAACCAAAAAACCAUUCAAGUUUAACAACCCAUCCCUAUUCCCUAUCUACCCAAACUUUAUACUUCCCAGUUGGUUAAAUACUUUCCCAGAUGGUUAGCAUGUGAGUUUGUAUUCUAAGGUAUACUUGUAUAUAUGCAUGUCUUGUUAUGGUUUCAAAUUAAGUAAUAUAUCUCUGUUGAUUUCGAUCAUGUGUCGAUUUGGGGUUUAGGUGUUUGGUGAAGGAAGGAGAGUCCAAAGCUUUAAGGAAGCAGGGUGCUGACUGACUUCCAAGUUGUUUGUGGCGAUGGCGGGGGAAGAGAUAAACCAGAAGCUUUUGACCAAAACUGUCGAGGCAGAAGGCGAGGAAGUACCCUUGAAGUCCGAGAUAUGGACGGAGACCAAGAAGAUGUGGGUUGUGGCUGCCCCAGCUACCUUCACCAGGUUCUCCACCUUCGGCAUCAAUGUCGUCAGUCAGGCUUUCAUUGGCCAUAUUGGGUCAACUGAACUCGCUGCUUACUCCCUUGUCUUCACUGUCCUCUUGAGAUUCGCUAAUGGCGUCCUGCUGGGCAUGGCUAGUGAUUUGGAAACUCUUUGUGGGCAAUCAUUCGGGGCGAAGCAGUACCACAUGCUGGGAGUUUGCCUGCAGAGAUCAUGGAUUGUUUUGAUCAUGUGCGCAAUUCUGAUGCUUCCGAUAUUCGUCUUCACUACUCCGCUCCUGGAGCUAUUGGGCCAAGAGGCUUACAUCGCUGAGGUUGGGGGAACUAUUUCACUAUGGUUGAUCCCAGUGAUGUUCUCCUCCAUCGCUUCCUACACCUGCCAGAUGUUCCUUCAGGCACAGAGCAAGAAUGUGCUCAUUGCAUAUUUGGCUGCAGCUUCCAUGACCAUCCACUUGUUCCUUAACCUGGCUGUGGACCAUAAAGUACAGGUAUGGGAUCCCAAGAGCAAUGAUAUCCACGAUUCUGGCUUAUUGGAUCCCCAAUAUAGGUCAGCUCUUCUUUGUUACUUGUGGUGGCUGCCGUGAAACUGGGAAGGGUUUCUCGUUCUUGGCGUUCAAGGAUCUGUGGCCUGUUGUGAAGCUCUCUGUUUCAUCUGGGGCUAUGCUUUGGUACGU